Spodoptera frugiperda (fall armyworm) is the source of this 6462-nucleotide messenger RNA. RefSeq names its product Y+L amino acid transporter 2 (gene gb). The transcript has 10 exons. Gene Ontology annotation, molecular function: L-amino acid transmembrane transporter activity. Gene Ontology annotation, biological process: amino acid transmembrane transport. The record is from RefSeq and is a predicted model, not a curated record. Lineage: Eukaryota; Metazoa; Arthropoda; Insecta; Lepidoptera; Noctuidae. Gene Ontology annotation, cellular component: membrane. Bases 551 to 1954 code for a protein of 467 amino acids.
GCAAAAUUUUGCAGAAAAUACAACCGCGCGAAGCCUGAACGUGAACGGCCAACACAAAUCACACCCCGCUCCAGUGCGCAUCCCCCGCGACGCUAAAAUCUAGUGUUUUGUUUUGUUUGGUUGGUCAAGCAAGGAGUUUCCGAGCUGUUGUGAAACGUCGUCUUGUCUAGGACUGGGAAAGUUGCGAUGUGUGGGAUUAUCUAUAGUUUAGUCUCUGUGGAAAUGUAAUUAUAUUUUUAUUCUGUGCUGCGGGCGCCCGCCGUUUCCGAUUAAAUUUUAUGUUAUUUAUUUUUAAUUUUUAUCAAUCUAAAUUAACAUAAGCUAAUGAAGAAUUAAAGUCUAUUGAGUUGAGACGAAUUCCUACAUUGGUUUUAAUUAAAUAUUAAUUAGAAAUGUGAAAGGUUAAAUAGCAUCGAUUUGACUGUUUAGAUCUUUAGAUUAGUUUAGAUAGGUUAGUUUAGACUGGUCAGGGUUGCAGUCUUCGUGAGUCGGGAUCUCUCUUAACUGCAAGGUUGUAAAUUAAUAAUUACAAAUAAAUAAAACCGCAAAGAUGAGUGAUGAAAAAGUGAAGAUGCGAAAGCAGCUCGGGCUGCUUGAAGGUGUAGCUAUUAUUUUAGGGAUAAUAUUCGGUAGUGGUAUAUUUAUAUCCCCCAAGGAAGUUUUGGAUAAAACGGGGUCAGUAUGGGGCGCACUGUCUGUUUGGGCCGCUUGCGGAUGCUUAGCAACCCUUGGGGCUAUGUCCUACGCAGAAUUGGGUACCACACUAGCACAGAGUGGCGGUGACUACCAUUACAUUAACGAGGCCUACGGACCAUUACCUGCAUUCCUGUACUUGUGGGACGCCAAUUUAGUAUUUGUGCCGAGUACAAACGCUAUUAUGUCGCUGACCUUCGCCAACAAUAUUCUGGAGCCCAUAUUCCCGGACUGCCCCAUAGACCCCUUGUGUAGAAAACUUAUUGCAGCUGUUACUAUAUGUUUCCUCACGUUCAUAAACGCGUACGACGUCAGAUUUACGACCAGGAUCCAGAAUGUGUUCAUGUUCACCAAGAUAACGGCGCUGGUCAUCAUUAUUGUGGGCGGCAUCAUCUGGAUAGGCAAAGGUGGGACUGAACACUUCGAAGAUGGAUGGGCUGGCACCAAGACUUCGGUCAGCGAUUGGUCCGUCGCCUUCUACUCUGGUAUCUUCUCGUACUCCGGCUGGAAUUACUUGAACUUCAUGACAGAAGAACUGAAGGAUCCAUUCGUGAAUCUUCCGCGAGCGAUCUACGUGUCCCUUCCCAUGGUGACUGCUAUAUACUUGCUGGCUAACGUCUCAUACUUGGCCGUUCUCGGGCCGAUAGGAGUGUUGGCUACAGAGGCAAUUGCUGUGGACUUUGCAACAUCUUGCUUGGGCUUCCUACGAUGGGCGAUGCCUACUCUGGUCGCUAUCGCCAUCCUGGGCGGCCUAUCGGUACACAUCAUGACGUCAUCACGCAUGUGCUUCGCCGGCGCCCGCAAUGGACACAUGCCCGAGUUAUUGGCCCACAUCAAUGUCAAAUGCAUGUCGCCGAUGCCUUCCCUUGUAUUUUUGAUGCUGAUCUCAAUCAUAAUGUUAAUUCCGGACAACUUGACGUCUCUGAUCACUUACUGCACGGUGGUGGAGUCCUUCUUCACCACGCUCAGCUGCAGCGCAGUGCUGUGGCUCCGGUACAAGAAACCUGACCUGCCAAGACCUAUCAGGGUGCAACUGUGGAUGCCGAUAGUAUUCGUGAGUAUAAGCUCGGUGCUACUGGUGGUACCGGUGGUGAGCGAGCCGGUGGCCGUCAUCUCUGGCGCGCUGAUGACGCUCGCCGGAGUCCCCGUCUACUUCGGCUUCGUGCGCUCCAAGCCAAAAUUCGUGGAGACUAUUUCUACUAAAUUCACUCACUGCUGCCAAAAGCUGUUCCUGUCUGCCGUUGAAGAGAAGGAAGAGUAGAUACAUACCUAAGAUAAGUACUAUACUUAACAUUUGUACCCAAUAGUAUAGUAAUUACAAUUUUUAUCGUCAUGUCAAUACAAAGUCAUAUUCGUAGCAAUAAUUUAGUCACUUUACGGUAUAUGAUUGAUUAAAAGCAACUGUAUUGUUCAAUUAAUAUGGUAUAAUAUAGAGAAAACUUUUGAAAAGUUUUCUGGCAAUACCCUUGUAGUUUUGUAAGGCGCAUUCUCGCAUCUUAUGUUGGUACUACCACGUGGCAUUGUAAGUACUAUACAUACAAUUAAUUAAAGGAGCAUUGUACCGUAAUUCGGAGUUGAAACAUUGUUUUUAAAAUUACAACUAAGUGAAAGAUUACAGCGGUAUGACGUACAUCGUUACACCAACUUAGUAUUACAAUUACGUGCUAUUAUAGUAUUCGAUAUAUCGAAAUCGAUUAUAUAUAUAAGCGUAGCUAUAAUUCAUGAAUUCGUAGUGUAUAAAAUAUUAAAAAAUGAAUAUUUUAUAUAGUACUACCGUUAUUGUAUCGAUGUAUUGUAGAGUUUUAGAAUAUUAAUUCAUCAUUGAUAAUAAUUAUAUAUUAUCGUAACUAUCAUGAAAUUAUUCAUAUAAAAAGAACUUAUUCGUGCGUACUUGGCUAAUAUAACUUUCCGCUCACACAAGUAAUAAUAGUUACUGAAGCGUGUGUGGUGUAAACUUAGUUAGUUGAGCCGACUGUACAUAUAAGGCAAGGUUCCAUUCGCACUUUCAAAUAAAUCAAAUAUAAUGUGUAUGCUAUAAUAUGUUGAACAAGUCCAGCGAUUUUAUAAUGCGGCGAUUUCAAUGCUGGACUUUGUAUGUUAAAAACUAAUUUACACUAUUUGAACGGUUUUUAAAAACUACUCGUGCGAAUGAGUUUCCAUUCGUCUCCAGUUAAACAGUAGGUUAAGAAACAUUUGGUAAUAAAUUAUUUUGUGUCCAUUGGUCGAAAUUUUUAAUUAAAUAAUGUAUUCGCUGAAAGCUCUCCUUUUUGACUGAUAUAAUAACAAAUUGUGAUAUCUAAAAAUUUAUUAGAGUUUCUACCUAUCAAAUUAUCGAUUAAAAACAUUUCAUAUAUUCUUCUUUUCUUCGUGAAACAUGUGAAGUACUCAAAAUUAUACCUUUAGGAGACAAAAGGGAAGUGAUAAAAUUUUCUCCCAUUUAUGGAAUCGAGUCGUUUAUGGAAUGUACCGAUCAAUAUUUCAGUACAAUUAAUAUAAGCAUAAUUAUAUUACAGUAGAUAUUCGUAAAGCAAUUACUUACUUAAUAUAGGGACUUCUUUAAGUAUAAAUGUAUUGUAGUAUGUAUGAUAAAAUAUUAUAUUUCUAAAACUCGAAUAAAUUAUAAACUUCCUAAUGGUGCGAUUGUAAAUUGGCCGUACAUUGUGAUUUUUUCAAUAUUUUGAUCAAUAAAUAAUAGUUAUGUGGGCACUGUCGACGUUACAAUUAUCGAUAAAGUAUAAUUAUUAUAAACUUAUAUAGAAUAUACAAGAAUGUGACUACUCGAAUUACGGUACAGAAACCUUAAUUAAGUAUAUCGCGCUAUAAUAUAAUAUUUAGCUUUAUACAAAGCAUACUUAACUAUAAAGUCUUCGUAGCAAUAAGUAUGAUGUAGUCAUUUUAUAUAAAUUAGAGGCUUAUAUUCAACGGUACGUCGUUUUGCGUAUAUUGAACUGAAUGUAAUAAGAAAGUUCUGAAUUGAAUCUAUAUUUUCUAAUGUAAUAUUUUUCGGGUGCCAUUAUAUAUGGCUACUUAGAAUUAAGUGAUAGUAUUACAUGUUCUAUCUUUCUAUAAGGAAAUAAAUUACUGCUUUAUUCAUUAUUCUUGAUCAGUAGGGGCGUAGCGGGGUGUUAGUAAGUAUUACAGUCGCAAAAGCGUAUUAAGUAAGAACUAGAUAAUAAUAUAUUAUUAAAAAUAUACGGAUAACAUUUUAUACUAGUCUGCUUGCCCCUGAACCAUACAUAUAAUAACGCAAUUCCGUACUUUAUAUAUACCUACUUGUAGCAUUGUAAAGUAGUAGUCACACGAAGCUUGGAGAGUGACAGUUAUUUUAUUCAGUAGUGUCUAAUUUAAUGGUGGAAAGUCGGUGUACAUUGUACAGUGGCAUAACGUGCCGUAAUGCACACCUCUGCCUAAUUAAAGGCGUGACUAUACGAUACGAUGUCUAAGUGUUUACUGAAAUUUUCAAUAUUACCUGCUUCCAAUAUUCCACUACGCCCAUUUCAUACUAGGCUACUUUCUCAUAAUCUUUCCUACCUAUUCAUGUCUAGUUUCAAGUAAAGAUUACUCUCUAAAAUAUUCUACCUCAAAUUGUCAAAUCUUUCAAUAUUUUCAUACUAUGCAUAUAAAGGUGGAUUUAAUCCAACUGUCUACUGUAAGGCAUAGAGAGUGCAAUAAGUGAAUCUGGUAAAUAUGUAGUAGGUACUUACACUUUGGUAUCUUGUAAGACUGAAACAGAUUGACUCUUCGAAUACUUAACUACAGUAUUACGUUCUUUCGUUUUGAUGAUCUAACAUCACGCUUUAUUUCUUUAAUUAUUUAUAAUAAUGUAACAUCUAAAGCCGCAAUCUUUUUUAGAACUUUAAUAGGGAUGAUGACGGGGUAUGAAAAUAAAAAAUCUUACUUAGUGCGUCAGUUAGGUAAUGAAAAAAUAUUAGACACGUAUUUAUUCAUUUUGUCUAUCAGAUAACAAUUACUUAGAUAAACGAAUCAUUGUUCAGGAGUGAGAGCAAAUACGUCAUUUCUACGUGUAAAACGUAUCUAGAAGUAUUAUAAUAAUCUUCGAAAGUAUUUGUUUCCAUAACAAAAUAAAAAUACAUGUCUAAUGUUUUAAAAUAAUCUACGACACAGACAUUAAAAUAAAAAAUAGUCAUCUAUCUUAUUCAGUGCAAAGUUUUUAUAAAUAUUAUCAAAGAACUGAAAUUAUAAAUAAAUUAACUGAUUUUGAUUAAAUUGGCUGCUCAAUGAAGCUUAAUCGGAUACAUUGUUAAUGGCAAAUUGUCCAUAGUAAAUUGUAGCUUGCACUUUCAUUCAAAUUGCAAUCAAAAUUGAUCAGACUGAAGCUUUGUGUGUAAUUAAAAUUGUGCCUUACAAUGUAGCGAAGGCUGGCGCGAGCUGACGUUCCUUACACUGCUCUCAAAAACAAAUUGUAACAAUUUUAUAAUCUGUUUAAAACUGUAUCUAUAACACUCUCUUUGUAUUCUUAUUAUUUAUCGUGUAUUCAAAAUUUGAUAUAUUAUAUCGUAUGUAAAAUACGGUCUGUAUUCUAUUGUAAGGGUUUUAAAAACAAUCUAUAAAGGAAUAUUUUCGGAGCUUAUGUCGAUACUUAUAUUUGUAAACAUUUUGUACGAGAUUCUUGUACAUAUUUGUGUAUAAAAUUGUAUGUACCCUUUGCUCUUUUUAAAAGUAACCUAAAUAGGAACGUAAGAAUUUAUCUGAGAUACUUAAACUGACUGUCUUUAAUAUAAUUGAUGUGUAUUGGUGAAUAACUCUAGCAUUGUAUCGCUUUACAGUCUAAUUAGCCAGUAACUGGUCAAUUACGCGUAGGUUUAUGUAUAGUUUAACAAAUACUGCCAGGCGGCGCGGAGUAGUAACCUGUAUCGUAGAGUAGAUGGCAACAGUAUGUAUUGUAGUUGCCGUACGUUUCUUCGUAGAGUAGUGAGCCCCUUGUACUCGAAGCUGUCGGCUGUGGGGGCGCCGCGAGCUGACUACCGGCCGGCGCUCACCCAGCCCCUUCCUUCCUAUAAUUCUUUUGUACAAAUGAAGAUCCUUUUUCUAUGAAAAUGGCUAAUCACCAGUGUGCCUGUUACAAGAAAUCAGUAGUGUACAUUACAUUAUUACCCUGCUCUGGCGCGGGGACAUAAACAUCACAGUUUAUUAAUUGUCGUCGAUGUUUGCCGCGAAUGUUUGCUUUAAUUUUUGUAAUAUUAUAACUUGUAGUCAUUGUGUAUUCAGAAAAUGCAGUGUGAAUUUAGAAUGUAGAUUAUAAAUAUUGACUGAUGAUCGAAUACAUACGUGGACAUGAGGUGCAUUUUAUAGUUACAGACAUAAUAAUAACUUAGCUUACCUUUAUAUUUGCGAAUAUAGUAGAUGUAGGUUCAUGUAUCAACUUUGUGUAGUAUUUCAAUGAAAAUAAAUAAUGUUGCGUUUCGGCUGGACCAUCGUCACUGUAUAGACGAUAUCAAAAAGUAAGUUAAUGUAACAGUGUAUGAAAUAUCGAAUAAAUAACAUUUUACUAUGUAUUGCAACUACUUAAGUAUUAUAAAGUGUUUUUUUUUUUGUUAAUAAUUAUCGUUUUGGUUGUGCAGUAAGUGUAAUGUUAUGUAACAAAAUUUUGUUGUUUAUUUUUGUUUUAAUAAUAUUGUAUUGAAUCUCCGUUUGUAUUAUUUUAGACUGUGCAGAGUGUGCGGUGUUAUGUUCAUGUAUUUGUGCCAAAUAACUUUAUUUGUUUUGGUUUGUAAGCUUUUUAAAAGGUUUAAUAAAAAGUUGCUAUAA